This is a messenger RNA of Hydatigera taeniaeformis, 414 nucleotides long. The record is from the annotation of a GenBank genome assembly. NCBI's taxonomy places the organism in Eukaryota, Metazoa, Platyhelminthes, Cestoda, Cyclophyllidea, Taeniidae.
GCACAACUGCGCUACCUUUAUCGCCUCCUUGUCGUUUGGAUUGACAAUAUGAUAGUUAAAGGUGCACAUAAAAACCCCAAAAUACCCUUCAGUUUAGAAGAUUCAUUGCUAGCGAUGCGACGAAGCAGUCAACAGGACCUCGCCACCUCUAGUGUUUUCUCUCCCAGCCGCGCCUCCACGCACAUUAAUAGAGUGGUGUUUGGUGAGACUAACGGAAGUAAUAGCAGCCUUGGUGCCACAGGCAGUGAUGAUGAAGAAGAGGGGGACGCUGGUGUGGAAACAGGCUCGCCACGCGCAGUCACCGUGCUUUAUCGCUACUUCAGUGAGGAGUUGUCCCGCCUUCUAAUGGGCAAGACUGCACCCCGUGCGGAGCAAUCCAUGGGAUCAAGGAAGCAGGAGCUACCCUUUUUUUGA